AUGAAAAUUAUUCGUCGAUUUCGUCAGUACGUUUCACUUGUACGUAGUCACAAUGUUGGGUCACUGACGAUACAACGUCAAGCGCGUAUUUGGUAUGCAAUGAGCAGAUCAAGAAUUUCUGACUUUAAUACAUUCGUGGCAAAUUUUUUGAUGGAAUUUGAAACAAAGCCACGUUCCAGUAGUGGAUCGGCUAAUUCAAAGGUAACUGCACCGUCCGUACCACCAGUAGGAAAGGGUUCAUCGGUGAUCGUUCGUCGAGAUCCAGUGGAGAUUCAUUUAAUUAAGUCUCUCAACGAUCAGGUUAUUAGAAAACUCAAAAGUUUUAGUCGUAAACAGGACAAUGUCGUCACAUGGCUUGACGAUUUGAAAGCAUAG
Didymodactylos carnosus is the source of this 375-nucleotide messenger RNA. NCBI's taxonomy places the organism in Eukaryota, Metazoa, Rotifera, Eurotatoria, Philodinida, Philodinidae. The record is from the annotation of a GenBank genome assembly.